AUGCCAGCAACAGGCGACGUCCUAACCGAUCUCGUAUUCCUUAAACCUGACGAUAAGCAUCUUCACGAGAAACCCUAUCGACUGCGAUAUGAUCCCGGGGGCACGAUCCCAAGAACGAACUGCGAGACCCAGGUCCAGAAAAACGUCCUGAUCCAUGACAUUCGUGGCAUUGAGACCAAGUACACACUCGACAGGAACGGAUUUCAAGUCCUCAAAUUAGAAUCGCGAUUGAAUCCAGAAGAUUUUCAUGAUAGAGAGAAGGUGAAGACCGUGUACUAUGCUGAGUUGAAAGAAUUGUUGAAACGAACAUUUGAUGCGAGAAAGGUGGAGGUUUUGGAACAUGGUAUUCGUAAACGACAUGAAGACUUCCCGAUUUCGACGGGGAAGGACUAUGAAUACUUGCAACCUACAUCUAUUAUUCAUAUCGAUUUCACGCCUACUGCGGCUCGAGCUGCAAGUUCGCAAUUAUUGAACGUCCAUGCAUCGUCUUACAGGCGACUACAAACUUUGAAUAUAUGGAAACCUCUCUACGGUCCACUGACAGACUGGCCUCUCUCGGUGUGCGAUUCUCGGUCCAUAACUACGUCGCGUGACUGUAUAGCUACCGACGUCGUAGAACGAGAAGGCUUUACGGAGAAUUACCAAGUGUACUACCAUGAGGAUAUGCGGUUUUGUUAUCUGAGCGGUCAGUUGGCUAGUGAGAUCAUCCUGUUUCGGCAAACAGAUACUAAGGAUGGAUGUGGAACGGGUGUUCCACAUGCCGGGUUUCGAAAUCCGAAGACCGUGGCUGGAGAAAGGCCAAGGGAGAGUAUCGAAACGAGAGUGUUUCUAUACUAUUAACGUGCGAGCUAUGGAUAUAUUACUCUGAAUAAAGCAGGUGUGUAUGAUUGCUAAUCUUUCAAUGCCGGAAAGCGAGUCUUUAUAUCAUGGAGGCUAUAU
This is a messenger RNA of Cucurbitaria berberidis CBS 394.84, 939 nucleotides long. RefSeq lists its product as uncharacterized. Gene Ontology annotation, molecular function: oxidoreductase activity. NCBI's taxonomy places the organism in Eukaryota, Fungi, Ascomycota, Dothideomycetes, Pleosporales, Cucurbitariaceae. Bases 1 to 840 code for a protein of 279 amino acids. The record is from RefSeq and is a predicted model, not a curated record. The transcript is spliced from 5 exons.